This is a messenger RNA of Bombina bombina (fire-bellied toad), 4013 nucleotides long. RefSeq names its product SPARC (osteonectin), cwcv and kazal like domains proteoglycan 2 (gene SPOCK2). NCBI's taxonomy places the organism in Eukaryota, Metazoa, Chordata, Amphibia, Anura, Bombinatoridae. Gene Ontology annotation, molecular function: calcium ion binding; protein binding. The record is from RefSeq and is a predicted model, not a curated record. The coding region runs from base 107 to 1363 and encodes 418 amino acids. The transcript is spliced from 11 exons.
CCCAGCUGUCACCCAGUAGCAGCAUCAGCAUCAGGUCCGUCAGCUCCUCCCGCAGCCUCCGCUCUCAGCAGCCGCCGUCCUCCUCACUCUUUUCCCCGCAGACAGGAUGCGGAACCCCGGGGGCUGCGUGCUCCUCUUGCCCCUGAUCAUGAUGCCCCUGGCCUGGGCUCAGGAGCCGGAUAACACGGCUAAUUUCAUGGAGGAUGAGCAGUGGUUGUCUUCCAUCAACCAGUACAGCGGCAAGAUCAAGCACUGGAACCGAUUCCGAGACGAGGUGGAGGAUGACUAUAUAAAGAGCUGGGAACAUAAUCAGCCCGGAGAUGAUGCCCUGGACACUACAAAGGACCCUUGCCAAAAGGUGAAGUGUAGCCGCCACAAGGUGUGCAUAGCCCGUGGCUACCAGAAGGCCAUGUGCAUUAGCCGCAAGAAGCUGGAGCACAGAAUUAAACAGCCAAACCUGAAGCUGUAUGGCAAUAAGGACAAUUUGUGCAAGCCAUGUCAUGUGACCCAGCCUGCGCCUGUCUGCGCCUCUGAUGGACACACGUACAGCUCAGUGUGCAAGAUGGAGCAGCAGGCGUGUCUCAGCACCAAGCAGCUGACUGUCAUGUGCCAGGGCAGCUGCCCCUGCCCUACGGAGCACACUCCAGCCACCACCACAGAUAUUCACAAGCAAGGGGAGACAUGUACUGGCCAGGAUUUAGCUGACCUUGGUGACCGACUCCGAGACUGGUUCCAGCUGCUUCAUGAGAAUUCCAAGCAGAACAGCACAGCUAGUACAGGCGCUAAACCCAUGCAUGCGAUGGAUAAGACGCUGGUCGCCAGCUGCAAGGACUCCAUUGGAUGGAUGUUUUCUAAACUGGAUUCCAAUAGCGACCUCUUCCUGGAUCAAGCAGAAUUGGCCUCAAUCAACCUAGACAAAUAUGAGAUCUGCAUCCGGCCUUUCUUUAACUCCUGUGACACUUACAAGGACGGCCGAGUGUCCACAGCCGAGUGGUGCUUCUGCUUCUGGAGAGAGAAGCCUCCAUGCCUUGCUGAACUUGAGAAAGUCCAGAUCCAGGAAGCAGCAAAAAAGAAGCCUGGUGUCUUCAUUCCAAGCUGUGAUGAAGACGGGUACUACAGGAAGAUGCAAUGUGACCAGGCGAGUGGAGAGUGCUGGUGUGUGGAUCAACAUGGUCUGGAACUGACAGGAUCACGGAUACACGGCAACCCAGACUGCGAUGACAUGGUUGGAUUCUCUGGAGAUUUCGGCAGUGGAGUUGGAUGGGAAGAUGAAGAGGAAAAAGAAGCAGAAGAUGCAGGAGAGGAGGCAGAGGAAGAGGAAGGAGAGACGGGGGAAGCAGAUGAUGGUGGAUACAUCUGGUAGAUGCACAACAGCCAAGUCUGGAGACUGCAGUAAUCAGUAGUCAGGAACACAUCUGAAUGUACAUUAUAUUUCAGCAGAAGUUGUGUGUGAGCAUGCGCGUGUGCCUGUUAAAUGAUUGCUUUCACUUUGUAGCUCAGUGUUCCCCAAUAAUUAAACUGAGCUGCUCUACAGCAAAAUGAUAAACGUCUUUAAAACGUUCGUACCAAACCAUAGAGUUGUUGGUAUAACAAUUAGUUUAGGAUUUGCUUUUUUUUCUGAACCCAGGAUAACUCACACACAGGUUUGAGAUAUGUCUCUGCCAUGUGGUGAAAUGGGGUUUAUUUGCCAACAAAAUGACAUUCCUUAAAUAAAUAGGUACAAAAAAUAAAGUUUAAAGACACAAACCAGAAAGUAUGAAUGUUUUAUUAUAGGUUUCCAAAAGCAACAAGAUCUGAAGCAGAUGUUCCAUAGAUGCACUAAUCUUAGUGUUAGACAAAACCAUGAAUCUGUUCUUGAGUUUGGAAAAUAGAAUUUACAGAUGAAAUGAGCACAGCUCCUAUUCAUCUAUUUAAUAAACGUCAGUGACGUGAGGUUUACGGGGUUGUUAUCAUACUGUACACACUAUACAUUUAGCACAGAGGUGUGUGUCUUUCUGCAUGAUAGAAUACAGAGGUCUGGGUUAUCCUCCUCAUUGUGUCUCAGGGUCUCCUCGUCCAUAUGGACAGUAAAGUCCUGAGGUCACCAUGUGUUGAACAAACUCCCAUCCCAGUUUGUGUCUCCUGCUUGUGCGGUUUAUUGUAAUUGCAGCCUGUACCUUCUCCCCAACAAGCUUUAUAUUCCCUGUUUUAACCCCAACUGCUGCUUUAUCGGAAACCUCCCUCACCUCUGCCUGUCUGGGGAACGUCUGCCUGUCCUGAUUGCCAUUUGUCAUUGCAGCAUGUAAAGGCCAAUUCCUUGAAUUCCCUUGUUCUUCUAGUACCGUGCUGCUUUGAGCCAGUGUUGACACCAACUUAAAAGGAGUAAUCUGCGAAGGGACAGAGAUGUUGUGCAAUAUCAUAAAACAAAGCGUCAACAUUUGUUGUAACCUUCUAAGUUUAUCAAUAUUAGAUCUGCAACAAUGCAAUGAAAAGUAAAAUAAUGAACCAUCAGAAAUAUGUGGCUCACUUUGGUGCCCAUUUCAACUGCAUCGUCAUUUUUAUAUUUUCACCUUUAACUCCUCUGGUUAUUUAGUGAUAUAGGUGGUUACAGAACUUAAAAAAUAAGAUAUAAAACAACAUUUAUAACAAGAUUAUGUGAUCUAAAAAAUGUUUUCUUUAUUGAAUUCACUCAAAGUAAAUUGUCUGCUCAAUAACUUGAUAUUUAGGAGCUCUUGUGGCAGCUAAAAAAUAUCAACAUCUAGCUGCUUAAUAUCUUAAAAUCCGUAGGUUGUUACCGUGCUUGACUGUCUAGUUAACUAUUGUUAUGGACCUUGUUAAUACCAAAUCAAAGUCUUUAAGCUGGAAAAAUAUAUUUAAAAACCUGUAAGGAAAUAAAAGUAAAAUAUUUAUAACACAAAAAAGCAGGAAGUGAGAAUAAAAUCUCCUUGUUAUACAGAAAUAAUCAUCAAUACAUUUUUUGCAAUUUGUGCCUGUUUUAUAGUUAGGACUUUUGAUAAAUAUAAUUCUCUAUUUACAGCAUCCAAACUAAUGAAUUGGCCAAAUCUUGGAAUGCGCCAAGUAAAUUAGCAAUCAGAAAUGCAGGAGAUUUAGUACGUCACUCCGUACAGGUACCAUAUAGUAUAGUGUGCUAGCUGUGUCCUCUUCUCUAACUAAAGUGUCACAUCUGCGUCACACAAAUAGACCGUUUGGGGACAUUCACCUUUGAGAAUCAACUUAAUCUUCUCAUCUGCUGACUCUUUAAGCUUCUUCUGUCCAUAAACAUCAUUUUAGGGAAUUUUACCAUUCACGUUAAUCUAUAAUGUAAUUAAGAUGCUCCAAUGUUUAUGUAAAGGUAUUUUUGUCAAUGGAGUCUUUAAAAUGUGUUCUUAAUGAAAUCCAAAUGUGCAUAGGUGUGAUUCAAUUCCUCACUGAUAUACCUGAAGUAAGCACAUUUGUCUGCGGAAAAUGAUUACAGAACAAAGUAGUGCACAGAACUCAAGUUUUUGUGUGAUAUAAAAUGCUCCAAUCUUCUCUUAUGUAUAUUGGCAUAAAAGUUAUAUCUGUGAGAGUUGCAGAACAAUUGCAUGCAUGUUUUAUGUUCGCCUUUAUAAUACUUCUGUAUUUUUAAGGAACUAACAUUUUUCUUUGAUCCCAUGCUUAAAACUAACUAAAGAACAGACUGCUUAGUCUAAACCUCAAUAAAAUGUCUUACCAUGUGCAAUAACGUUGAAGUUAGCGUUACAAACCACGUCAAGUGCUGGGACUCCAGUUUAUAUAUUUAUUAAGUGCUGACAGUGUAUCUCAGUAAUUUUAGAUGUAAAAAAAAAAAAGUGUUAGAAUGUAUAUGUAUAAAAGAGGGCGCCACGUUUAAACUUUUAAUAGACCCUGCUCGCCAAUAACACUCACAACAACGCUGGCGACCCGCACAGUGUCUUUAACUGCCUAUUAAAUAUAAUUCAGUGAAACAGAUAUACACACGCAAAAAUGUAAAACAUAUUUUUAAAAAAAUAAAUAAAAAAAAUAAAUAAAAAAAA